Carassius gibelio (silver crucian carp) is the source of this 5682-nucleotide messenger RNA. RefSeq names its product putative sodium-coupled neutral amino acid transporter 10. Gene Ontology annotation, molecular function: amino acid transmembrane transporter activity. NCBI's taxonomy places the organism in Eukaryota, Metazoa, Chordata, Actinopteri, Cypriniformes, Cyprinidae. The coding region runs from base 1137 to 4178 and encodes 1013 amino acids. The transcript has 13 exons. Gene Ontology annotation, biological process: amino acid transmembrane transport. The record is from RefSeq and is a predicted model, not a curated record.
CUAACUGCAUCAGCACACUCUCAUUCAGGUGUAGGCAAUUUUUUUAUAUAUACACAUAUUCACUAUACCAUUGGUAUGAUGAUGUAAUUGGAUUUUUUUUGUAUAUAUCAGAGUAUAUUAAAUUAUAUUCAAAUGUUUUGUAAAGUGUAAGAAUGCACUUCAACAUGAAUUUCAAACACUUCAGAUUACAGCUGUUAUGGUUGCUUUAAGGUCAUGUUUUUCUCUUCAAGUCACUUCAGUGAUGCAGUGUAUUAAGUAUGUAUGGAAUUCAUUCAGGGUUUUUUUUUUUUUUUAAUGAAAUUUGCCAACUUUUUGUUCCUUUUGAAGAGUGUAAUGUGGUUAUUGGCUGUUCUUUUUGUGAAUACAAUGUGAAUAUGCAUCACCAUGAAUGCAGAUUUUCAAUGUUUUUUGUUCUAAAUCUGUAGAAGUGAAGUGCAAGUUCUUAAAGAACUGAAGAGAACCAUUACAAAACAUUUCAAAACGCAGAGCUUUAAAGUAAAGUUCAGACUUAAAUUCAAGUCUUAAAAUAUUUUUUUGUUCAGGUUAUAUUCAAUGGAUUCAGAAUGCCGAGCCCAUAUUGAUUUUUUUUUUUUUUUUUUUUUUUUAAAUCAAAGAAUGAUUAAGACAUAUUUUAGGUUCUGCAGUAUUCUAGGUCACUUAUUAAAUUUGUGAAUUUAUGAUACUAAUAAUGUAAACUCCAUACAGUCAAGCAAAAAGACUGCAGCAAAAGACUCUCUGGAACAUUCUAAAAUCUGGAGAACUCUGAUUUUACAUAAACUUGUGAAGUUUUAACAGAAACUGUUAUGCUUAUAACGCAAUUUUGUAAUAAAAUUGCAAUCAAUCAAUCAGUCAGUCAAUCAAUCAAUAAAACAAUAAAGUAUUUCUACUAGUAGUCCAGAUUUAGAGACUGAAUAUCUGAAAAUCUAAUAUUUCCAGAGACAUGGACAUUGAAGACUUGAAUUUCAUUUAAGUUUUUUAGUGCAUUGCACUGAGUGCACAACAUGCAGUUUGUAUAACUUUUAUCCAGCUCAAUUGGGUAUUUUUUCAUCCCAACCCAUUUCUUAGUCUAGCAUUUUACCAUCUAAUUAUGUUUUCCCUCUGCCCCCAUCUAAACCGCUGCCCCGCCCCCUUUCCUGAUGCUGACUUCCGACCAACCAUCUGAUGCUCUGACUUGGCGGCCUAUAGAUAGUGUUGUCCUCUCUGCGUUACGGAAUAAUCAGUGGCUCCUGGGUGGAGCAAGUACAUCUGUGGCGCUUCAAGGGUGUCAUACAGUGUCUGCCAAUUAUCGCCACCACCUUCUGCUGCCACCCAUGGUGCUCUCCUCCUUCAAACACGGCCUCCUCACUGGCCAGUGGCUGAACAAGGUCAUUUACGUUCGGUGGGAGGGCGUCUUUCGCUGCAUCCCUAUCUGUGGCAUGGCAUUUGCCUGUCAGUCGCAAGUAUUGCCCACUUACGACAGCCUGGAUGAGCCCUCUGUGAAGAGGAUGAGCACAAUAUUCACCUCCUCGCUCAACGUGGUCACGACCUUCUACAUCACAGUGGGCUUCUUUGGCUAUGUGAGCUUCACUGAUAACAUUGCCGGGAACGUACUGAUGAACUUUCCAUCAAACCUGGUAACGGAAAUGAUCCGUGUGGGCUUCAUGAUGUCUGUGGCUGUGGGCUUUCCCAUGAUGAUCCUGCCCUGCAGACAGGCCAUCAACACCAUGCUCUUCGAGCAGCAGCAAAAGGAUGGCACCUUUGCUGCAGGUGGGUACAUGCCACCCCUCCGUUUCAAGAGCAUCACUCUUUGCAUUGUUUUUGGCACCAUGUUGGGCGGCAUCCUUAUUCCUAAUGUGGAGACCAUCCUGGGUCUGACUGGAGCCACCAUGGGCAGUCUGAUCUGCUUCAUCUGUCCAGCUCUCAUCUACAAGAAGAUCAUGAAGAAUGCCUGGACCGCACAGCUGGUUCUGUGGGUUGGUCUCGGCAUCCUGCUCAUCAGUACCUUCACCAUGAUGUCCAUUUCCCCCAACGAGCCACAGAAAUUAAACCCCCCUCUUGACAUCCCUGCAAAAACUGAGAACAAGCCUCCCAUCCUCAUUGCCCCUGAGCUGCCUGAAGUACAAGUGCAAGAGAACAGACUGGAACCUGAUCCAGGAAAGAAGCCAGAUAGGCCACCUAUUGAGGUUGAACAGCCAGCAGAGAAGGCAGCAGCAGAGCCCCCUCAAAUUAAAGUACCUGUGGAAGUGGCUGAGCAAAACAAUAAGGAUGAUAAGGUUCAGCUGGACCGCCCUGAAGCAGGUAAUGCAGGUGUUGCGGUCCCAGAAGGGGAAGCCCAUCGCCAUGAGCCGCCCAACCCUCAUGACAGAGUUCAGAUAGAAGAGAUCAAAAACCUGCAGGAACUGGAGGACGAGAAUAAACAACCUAUAGUUGUGGAGGGGGAAAAGAAACUGCCUGCUGGCGAGGAGGAGGAGCUUCUUGCUGAGCAGGGGGCGGGGCAAGCACAAGAGGCGGAAGCUGUAAAAGAGGAGGAGACUAAAGAAAAAGAAGAUAUGGUGAAAAGGGCUGUCGAUCAGGACCAGCAUGCAGUUAAUGAAGUGUUGGACAAGGCAAAAAAUCCUGAGGAUCUGAAGAAGGUUGAACCCUUGGUGGUAGAUAAACAACCAGAAGUGCCUGAAGUGAAGGAACAGCAUGAUGAGAAUGAAGCAGCCCAAGAGAAGAAGCCAGAGGAGAUGGACAAAGCCCCUGAACUCCAGGGUGAAAAAUUGAAAGAGCACAAGGAACAGAAAGUUGCAGAUGAAAAGGAUGGAGGGGUGGACAAGGAUGCAGAUGGGGACAAGAUGGAAGUGAUUAAAAAGAUUGUUGCAGAGGGUCAGUUGGACCAUGCUGUGCUGCUCCAGGUAAUUAAGGAGCAGCAGGAACAGCAGAAAAGGCUUCUGGACCAACAGGAAAAACUCCUGGCUGUGAUUGAGGAGCAACACAAGGAGAUCCACCAAAUUAAGGAGGUUGAAGAAGAACCAAAGGCAGCAGAACAGCAGAAAAGACAUGUGGACCAUGAGGAAAAACAGUUAGAUGUGAAUGAGGAGGUUCAUCAAGUAAAGGAAGGAGAAGCUGAGCCAAGGGUAGCAGCAGGAGAGGGUGUAGGUGAAGUGGAGAACGUAGCUGCAGCUGACGCAGUACCUGAAGUCCCAGAAGCAAAAGAGGCUCAUGUCGCAGGUGGUCUUCCCAACAAUGCCCUUGAAUUGGUGAAAGAUCCCAAGGAGGAGGAGCUGAAAAAUGAAGCAGGGCAUGAUGGAGCACUACCUCCAGAGGUCGGUGCCCGAGGUGUUCCUCUGCGUUCUCGAGAACCAGAACUGCCCAAAAUCAAUCCUGGCUCUCUUGCAGAAGAGGAGGAGAGAGUGAGGCAGAAAUUGGCCCAACUGGAGGCAGAGAAGGAGAAAAUAGAGAAAGAAAAGCUGGAGAAGGAAAGGAUUGAGAAAGAGGUACAGGCCCGUGUUGAAAAGGAGCGGAAGGAACGAGAACGACGAGAGGAACUGGCACGUGAGCACGAGCUAGAACGUGUGCGGCAGCAAAAGGAACAGCUAGAGAAGGAAAGGCUUGAAGCAGAGAGAUCGAAACUUGAAAGAGAGAAGAUGGAUAAAGAGAUCAUGGAGCGGGCCGAGAAGGAGAAAAGAUUGUUGGAACAGAAGGAGCGGCUAGACCAGCUGCAGCGGGUCAUUGAUGCCCGACAUGUGCAGCAGGGCAAGGGUAGUCUCGAGGAUGAGAGUUUGAAACAGGAACGAGAGAAGACUGAGAAGGAGAUCAUGGAGCGUGCAGAGAAAGAGAAAAGGAUACUCGUGCAGGAAGAACAACUAGAAAAACUACAGCAGGUCAUUGAUGCAAAGAAGGAUGAUAAUGCACCCCAAGCGGAAGUCCUGCAGAUGCCUAAGCAACAGGGAGCCAGGGACUUGAAGGAGAAUAUAAUUCCACCAGAAGAGGUGAAGAAAGAGGAAAAGAGGAGCAGAGAGGAUGGAGGGCUGGAACUUAAGAGGAGACGCAGAGCCGUGGACCCCGAGGGCGGAGGAGACGCUGACCUGGAUCUUCUGCGGGACACAGGAGGUUUAGAUUUACAUGCUGACCUAAAGGGGCAGCUCCUGGCGGGACCUCUGAUUCACACACGCCAGCUUAAACAGACGUUUCAGAGUCAGGAGAAUGAAGACUAGAAGUAGGUUGGUCUUCUGGAACCCAGUGGACCUCUCAGUGGACCUCUCAAAUACUUAAGUGAUUUGGCAGUGAGAAGAAACUCUUUCCUUCUCAUUUGAAAAGUUAUUGCCUUUAUCUAAGACAUAACAUUCCUUUUGGGUUCAUGAUGACAGUUGGCACUUUGAUUUGAUCCUUUAGUUGUCCGUCGGGAACACUGAAUCCGUAGACCCUUAUGAGCUUCCAUUAUUGUUUUGUGUGAGAUUUUGCUGAAUCUGGUGCAAUAAAAGGAAUGUCUGGUGUAAUAAACUGAGCAGGCAUCACAUUAAAAACGGACCUUGAUGGGCACACAGGGCAUUUCAGAAUAUUGUGUUUUGGACUGUCGCAUAGAAAAACAGCACCCCCUUGUGGCUGCUAUGGUAAAUUGUAUUGCAAGUUCUAAAGUGUAAUGUCACUGUUGCAUAUUUCCUUUUUGAAGUUUUAUCUUCUGUGAAUAAAACUAAAAGCCAUAUUAACAUGAGAUGCUGUUAUAAAAAAAUAUAUAUAUUUUAUUUUCUUCUAGGAACUUUGUUUUCUUCUUUAGGAACUAUAGACCAUUUACUGUACCUUAGUGUUUUCAGUCUGCUAUUCUGUAUAUUGAAACUGGAGUUAAUGUUACCUUGGCCAUCAUGUUCAGUGGUCCGUCUGGUUGCUUGAAUAGUUCUCAUCUGUAUCUACGAUAACUCUGUAUGCGUGCGUGCGUGUGUGUGUGAGGGUGUGUAUUCAGGAACAGAUUUUCUUUUCAUAUAGUUAACUAUCAGAACGAGUAGUUAGUCAGACCAGCUAUAAGUGAAUGAAAUAUUUGUAUGUAUGUUUUUUUUUAAAUUUAGGCUUCUUUUGGUUGUUUCAGUGUGUUUAACUUGUCUGUGACUCUGUUUUAUUACUUUGUGAAAGUACUCAACCCUCAUCUUUUGAGGUUGAUCUUAAACUGGAGCAUAUAUUCUGGAUUUAGUGUGAAUUUAACAUGAAUGUUUCCCACAGUCAAUUCCUUGUUUUCACUGUGCAGUGGGUUUCUUGAGGGUUGCAUUACUUUUCUCGUGAACAUUCCAUAUUUUUGCCUGUGAAAAUUUGAUUCUGGUCAGUGCCUUAUGGGGUUUCUGUUUUGCAGUGAUGUGUAUGUGAAGUCUGUUACAUCCACACUGUGUGUGGAUUGAAACUUUUUGUCUGCAUUUUCUAUACCUUGCUGGUUAAACUUGUGAUUGACUAUUCUCUUGAUGAACUUCCUGAUCUCGCUUUUGGAGAUCUUUUUCUUAUUUAAAAAAGAACAUAAAUAUAUAGAGGUAUGAGUAUGAGUUUAAUGGAAUCAUGUCUCUCUUACUUGUCAGUAACACUGCUCAAUUAUCCAUAUACAGGUGUUUAGUUACCAGAUGAUGUGUAGAUCUCUUAAAAGAGUUACAUGUUAGCAGAUUUCAGAGGUUGAUGACUCUUUGACCCAAACAUUUUAUUUUGUUCUUUAAUUGGGAUAAAUUAAUAAAUUAUAUAACAGCA